UUGCCUGUUGUAAAAUUUUGAUAUUCCCAACUUGUAUUAAAAGGACAACCCUUCCUCUGGGCAGAAGACUCUCCAGUCUCCAGUCUUCUUCACAGGCAUUCAGAGGAAUCUGAGCUCAGCUCUAUCCGCAACCCAACCCAUUUCUCUCCUUCAAUCUCUCUACUAUACCCCCUUCACUCCUACCCCUCUCACUCUUGUCUUUAAGUACUAGUUUAAUACCACUGCUGCUGCAAAUGUCAUCAAAUUGUUUCAUGACAUGGGUCUCAAGCUAACAUAGCUGUGUUUCUUCUCCAAUCUCAUUCUGGGUUUGCUUUUUCUUGAAAGAUAAUCGAAAAGCUUGCGCAUGUAUAUCAUGGGAGAAAAUCAGGGAGUGUGGCCGCCGCCGCCGACCGGUUCGCCAAUGUAUGCGGCGGCGGCGGCUAAGGAUGACCACUGGACGCACUUUGACAAUUCAGUCAAUGCUGUCUCCUUUGGGUUUGUUGCCACCGCCAUUCUCGUCUCCAUGUUCCUUGUCAUGGCCAUUUUUGAGCGGCUCCUUAGACCCACCUCCCCGGCGUUGACCCCGUCCGGUGGCCGGAGUUUGGGUCAGGUUGAGUCCCAGAUGGGCUUCAAUCCCAAAGUCCUCCAUCCCACACCUAAAAUUUCAGCUAGCGCCCAGGAAUAUUCAGUCUUGAUGCCCGGGGAAGAAAUGCCGACUUUUAUUGCCCAUCCAGCUCCCGUGCCUUGUCCACCGGAGCGCAUUCCUUGGCCACCCCAUCAACAAUACUCUCCUUUAACCAAUAUCAUCCCGAAUCCCAGCUCAAGUACAUCACAUGUACGAUGAUCACAGACAAGUUCUAAGUAGCUCAAACAUCACGAUGAAGAUGAUUAUCAGGUCCUGUGUCAGCAGUUUGUGUGAGAUUCAGGUUCAGUAUAUGAUCAACCAUAAUCGAUCUAUCUGGAGAUUCCAUGCCUUACUUUUUUUCCAGCCUGAGCUCAUAAGCUCAUUGUACAUAACAGUUAGAAAGGAUUUCCCGGCUGUGUUAAUUGUUUCCAGUUUUUCCAGAAGCCUUUCAGGGUGGCUGUCCCUUGUUAAAUUGAAAGAGAAAUAUGAAAAGUAUGAAUUACUUUUGAAUUUGGGUAUUGCA
Molecule: messenger RNA, 1127 nt
Organism: Ipomoea nil (Japanese morning glory)
Lineage: Eukaryota; Viridiplantae; Streptophyta; Magnoliopsida; Solanales; Convolvulaceae
Exons: 3
Coding region: 344-823 (159 amino acids)
Source: RefSeq, a predicted model, not a curated record